AUGGCCUUGGCCCAGAGUGAAGAAAUGGGGGUUUGGGAACGAGGCGAAGAGAAAGAAGAGGGCCUGGUGGAGGUGGGUGCGAACAUGAUGGGAGGUUGGGAAUCUGAGAAGGGGACACAGGUGCUAGGACUUGUGAAUAUAAAGGAAAAGGUCAAGGUUCCUUCCUCAGUCCCGCUGGCGGGGGCCUGGGCGGAAAACACCAGCAGCAAGCAAGCCCCAAGGGACCCCAAGGUGCAUAUUCCUUCUUCCAACUCUAAAAUCGUAUUUCUACCCAAAUGUCCUAAAUCAACCAUCGCACAGGAGUUGCCGGAGGGGUGCCCUUGGCGCUCUGUUGGACGCGGGCUGGUUGGGACGCUUGAGCAUCUCCCCCCACCCCGCCACCUCCCUCCUCCCGGUCCUGGGUCUGAGGCCCUAGUCCAGGAGUGCUCCCAGAGGGCUCUGAGGGUCUGGGGCCUCGGUACAGGAGCUCUGUUGGGACAGGAGGCUACAGCGCGCACGGAAGUGCGCUCGACUUGCCCCAGGCCGAGGCCGACUCUCCUCCCCCACUUCCUCCUGCGCGUUGGCUCAGCCUCCGGGGCGGCUCCUCCUCCUGCUCUGCCUCCUCCCACUGGCCGCGGCAGCGCUCUGGCUGGGGGUGCGGCGCCCAGCCCUGCAGUCCCGAGCCUGAGGCGCGGCGCUGAGCGGCCGAGCGAGAGGGAGGCGAGGGGCUGCCCGCGCUGCUAUCCCCGCCCCGCGCGCCCUGCGCCCCACUUCCCGGGCGGCCGCUCGGGAGCUCAGCCCUCCUGCCUCCUCCGGCGCUGUCCGGGACUCGCCGGGAAGCAAGCAGCUGGCAAGUUUCGGCGCGCGCAGGCGGCGGGCCGCGGGCACCUUUGCGGCGCCUUCAAUCUAGAUGUGGACAGUCCUGCGGAGUACUCUGGCCCCGAGGGAAGUUACUUCGGCUUCGCGGUUGAUUUCUUCGUGCCCAGCGCGUCUUCCAGGAUGUUUCUUCUGGUGGGAGCUCCCAAAGCAAACACUACCCAGCCUGGGAUCGUGGAAGGAGGGCAAGUCCUCAAGUGUGACUGGUCUUCUCACCGUGGGUGCCAGCCAGUUGAAUUUGAUGCAACAGGCAAUAGAGAUUAUGCCAAGGAUGAUCCGUUGGAGUUUAAGUCCCAUCAGUGGUUUGGAGCAUCUGUGAGGUCAAAACAGGAUAAAAUUUUGGCCUGUGCCCCACUGUACCACUGGAGGACUGAAAUGAAACAGGAGAGAGAGCCUGUUGGAACAUGCUUUCUUCAGGAUGGUACAAAGACUGUUGAGUAUGCUCCAUGCAGAUCAAAAAAUAUUGAUGCUGAUGGACAGGGAUUUUGUCAAGGAGGAUUCAGCAUUGAUUUUACUAAAGCUGACAGAGUACUUCUUGGUGGUCCUGGUAGCUUUUAUUGGCAAGGUCAGCUCAUUUCAGAUCAAAUAGCAGAAAUUGUAUCUAAAUAUGACCCCAAAGUUUAUAGCAUCAAGUAUAAUAACCAGUUAGCAACUCGGACUGCACAAGCUAUUUUUGAUGACAGUUACUUGGGUUACUCAGUGGCCGUCGGAGAUUUCAACGGUGAUGGCAUAGAUGACUUUGUUUCAGGAGUUCCAAGAGCAGCAAGGACUUUGGGAAUGGUUUAUAUUUAUGAUGGGAAAAAUAUGUCCUCCUUACACAAUUUUACUGGUGAACAGAUGGCUGCAUAUUUUGGAUUUUCUGUCGCUGCCACUGACAUUAAUGGGGAUGAUUACGCAGACGUAUUUAUUGGAGCGCCUCUCUUCAUGGAUCGUGGUUCCGAUGGCAAACUCCAGGAGGUGGGGCAGGUCUCAGUGUCUCUGCAAAGAGCUUCAGGAGACUUCCAGACAACCAAACUGAAUGGGUUUGAGGUCUUUGCAAGGUUCGGCAGUGCCAUAGCCCCUUUGGGAGAUCUGGAUCAGGAUGGCUUCAAUGAUAUUGCAAUUGCUGCUCCAUAUGGGGGUGAAGAUAAAAAAGGAAUUGUUUAUAUUUUCAAUGGAAGACCCACAGGCUUGAAUGCGGUACCAUCUCAGAUCCUUGAAGGGAAGUGGGCUGCUCGGAGCAUGCCACCAAGCUUCGGCUAUUCAAUGAAAGGAGCCACGGAUAUAGACAAGAAUGGAUAUCCAGACUUAAUUGUAGGAGCUUUUGGUGUAGAUAGAGCUGUAUUAUACAGGGCCAGACCAGUUAUCACUGUAAACGCUGGCCUUGAAGUGUAUCCUAGCAUUUUAAAUCAAGACAAUAAAACCUGCCCACUGCCUGGGACAGAUCUCAAAGUUUCCUGUUUUAAUGUCAGGUUCUGCUUAAAGGCAGAUGGCAAAGGAGCACUUCCCACGAAACUUAACUUCCAGGUGGAGCUUCUUUUGGAUAAACUCAAGCAAAAAGGAGCAAUUCGACGAGCACUAUUUCUCCAUAACAGGUCCCCGGGUCACUCCAAGAACAUGACCAUCUCAAGGGGGGGACAGAUGCAAUGUGAAGAACUAAUAGCAUAUCUGCGGGAUGAAUCUGAAUUUAGAGACAAACUCACUCCAAUUACUAUUUUUAUGGAGUAUCGGUUGGAUUAUAGAACAGCUGCUGAUGCGACAGGCUUGCAGCCUAUUCUUAACCAAUUCACUCCUGCCAAUAUUAGUCGACAGGCUCAUAUUCUGCUUGACUGUGGUGAAGACAAUGUCUGUAAACCCAAACUGGAAGUUUCUGUGGAUAGUGAUCAAAAGAAGAUCUAUAUUGGGGACGACAACCCUCUGACCUUGAUUGUUAAGGCUCAGAAUCAGGGGGAAGGUGCCUAUGAAGCUGAGCUCAUCGUUUCCAUCCCACCGCAGGCCGAUUUCAUCGGGGUGGUCCGCAACAGUGAAGCUUUAGCAAGACUUUCCUGUGCCUUUAAGACAGAAAACCAAACCCGCCAGGUGGUAUGUGACCUUGGAAACCCAAUGAAGGCUGGAACUCAACUCCUAGCUGGUCUUCGUUUCAGUGUGCACCAGCAAUCAGAGAUGGAUACUUCCGUGAAAUUUGACUUACAAAUCCAAAGCUCCAACCUUUUUGACAAAGUAAGCCCAGUUGUAUCUUACAAAGUUGACCUUGCUGUUUUAGCUGCUGUUGAGAUAAGAGGAGUCUCAAGUCCUGAUCAUAUCUUUCUUCCGAUUGCAAAUUGGGAGCACAAGGAGAACCCUGAGACUGAAGAAGACGUUGGGCCAGUUGUUCAGCACAUCUACGAGCUGAGAAAUAACGGUCCGAGUUCAUUCAGCAAGGCAAUGCUAAAUCUUCAGUGGCCUUACAAAUAUAACAAUAACACUUUGUUGUACAUCCUUCAAUAUGAUAUUGAUGGGCCAAUGAACUGCACUUCAGAUAUGGAGAUCAACCCUUUGAGAAUUAAGAUCUCAAAUUCGCAAACAACUGAAAAGAAUGACACAAUUGGUGGGCAAGGUGACCGGAACCAUCUCAUCACUAAGCGGGAUCUCACCCUCAGUGAAGGAGAUGUGCACAGUUUGGGUUGUGGAAUUGCUGAAUGCUUGAAGAUUGUCUGCCAGGUGGGGCGACUAGACAGAGGAAAGAGUGCAAUCCUGUAUGUAAAGUCUCUGCUGUGGACUGAGACCUUUAUGAAUAAGGAAAACCAGAAUCAUUCAUAUUCUCUGAAGUCAUCUGCUUCAUUUAAUGUUAUAGAGUUUCCAUAUAAGAACCUUCUAAUUGAGGACAUCUUCAACUCCACAUUGGUUACCACUAAUGUCACCUGGGGCAUUCAGCCAGCACCCAUGCCUGUACCUGUGUGGGUGAUCAUUUUAGCAGUUCUAGCAGGAUUGUUGUUACUGGCUGUUUUGGUAUUUGUAAUGUACAGGAUGGGCUUCUUUAAACGUGUCCGGCCACCUCAAGAAGAACAAGAAAGGGAACAGCUUCAACCUCAUGAAAAUGGUGAAGGAAACUCAGAAACUUAA
Molecule: messenger RNA, 3936 nt
Organism: Lipotes vexillifer (Yangtze River dolphin)
Lineage: Eukaryota; Metazoa; Chordata; Mammalia; Artiodactyla; Lipotidae
Gene: ITGAV
Product: integrin subunit alpha V
Exons: 34
Coding region: 1-3936 (1311 amino acids)
Biological process (GO): cell-cell adhesion; cell-matrix adhesion; cell adhesion mediated by integrin
Cellular component (GO): external side of plasma membrane; integrin complex
Molecular function (GO): integrin binding
Source: RefSeq, a predicted model, not a curated record